Triticum turgidum subsp. durum (durum wheat) is the source of this 705-nucleotide messenger RNA. The record is from the annotation of a GenBank genome assembly. NCBI's taxonomy places the organism in Eukaryota, Viridiplantae, Streptophyta, Magnoliopsida, Poales, Poaceae.
AUGGAGGCCGCCCUCUCUCCUCCUCAGGCCUACCCGGGAUUGACCCCAACCCCGGCGAGAUGCUUCCUGGAGCGGACGGGGGAUGACCAGCGCGACCGCACAACCCCGCAACUUGGCCCUCGGGCACCUGGCGGCGGGCAGGUGCGCGACGGGGCACCAGAGGUGAUGGCUGGACAUGCCGGCUCCCAUCCAGCGGGUCAUCGACCCACCGAGCUCCGGCGGGAGAAGGUCGUCCGAGGCCAGCUGGAGAAGGGGCGCUGGAGGUUGGCCUCGCGGGAUCCAUCGCUGGCGGCUCGUCCCUCAUCGGUACCUACGACGAUAAUGUCCGUCGAGGCAGAAACGGCGCGGACCAAAACAAUAGCCAUGCCGGAAGAGGAGGCGAGCCAUUGCGCUAGCGCCAUGGACUGUCCGAGCCGGGCCUCCUCCCUCGCUGCAAUCCAAUCAUCCCCGCCCUUCUCUGACCGACGGCAUCUAAGAGGACGCACAUCCGCCACUCCUCUCCGACUGCUCCGGCCGACCCGGCCCUGGGCUGAUGACGAGCAAGAUCUGUCAGGCCUGGGCGUCUCAAUGGAAGCAGAACCAUCCGCGGGGGACGGGAGGAAGUCGUCCGGGUUGGGCUCCUCUUCUCACGGCUUCGACGAGACGAGGGAUCCACCUUGCGUGGCUACAUAUCAAGGAUGUCCUCAUCCUCUUCGCCGGUGGUGA